CUAAUUUUAAAGCCUUCCAACUUGUAUCAUAUGUAGUUCUUUAGGAAACUUAUUAUAAAAUAUUCUCGAUCAAUCAAGGGUUCUAACAUUGAAAGGAUAAGUUAAAGAUCUCAAUUUAAAGUUUUAAACCAUAAAAUUAUCAUUUGAAAUUAUUAUAUUAUUAACAAGUUUGAGGCUUGAUGAAUACUUCAGGUUUAAGCAGGUGAUGAAACCAUACCGUAACUGUAAUAAAGAUUAACGACUACUAAUUUAUUAAAUGAUACUUUUGAACAUGAUUAUAUUUUGGUAUAUGCUAACUUAUCAAAAAUGGCUUUCUUCAAUAAUUAUUCUUUUAAUAGUGAAAGGCCUUUUCCUAUAUUUUUCUAACCCCUACGCACAUAUUCAGGUAAAUCAUAUAAAUAUUAAGCUAUGUAUAAUAAAUAUAUUUUUUUUCACAUGAGAUUUAUUGAACUAGGAAAAAUAAACAGUUUAUAAAACAUAUGAUUCCAAACUUUUUUUUUUCCUAUCCAUUUUAUUUUAUAUUGAUAUAAGUUAUCUUCAAAAUACAGAAAAGUUUAAUAUUGUUAUUUCCAGAAAAGAAGAAAAUUAUUAUGGAUUGCUAUUUAGCAGCUUGGUGAUGACAUGAGGAUAAAGAAGCUUAAUAAAAUUGAUGGUGCACUAAAAAGCUUAUUCGAAAAUCAUAAGAUGUGUAUUACAUUGAUGAUUACAUCCUUAGCAACAACGCUCUUUGCAGUAAGGAAAGAGAAAAAAAAGUCGAGAAAGAGUUCAGAAAUAAAGAAGCCUCAUUCCUUUGUUGAUGUUCAGAUGAUUACCUUAAAUAACAAGGUUAAAAGAAAAAACAUCAACAAUAACGAUAUCAGCAAGACAACCCUUAACAAGCAGCUCUUAAAGACUUGUUGAUAAUGUGAUUGCGAUGUAACUUUAAUGUUGAAAAGAAAUGAGUUAAGUGAAACGUCAAAUCGAAUAAAACUUAAAGUGUGUUGUAAACCAAUAUAACGACUAAAUAAAGAAGAUCUGAUUGA
Molecule: messenger RNA, 1022 nt
Organism: Nezara viridula (southern green stink bug)
Lineage: Eukaryota; Metazoa; Arthropoda; Insecta; Hemiptera; Pentatomidae
Source: the annotation of a GenBank genome assembly